This is a messenger RNA of Rotaria sordida, 270 nucleotides long. NCBI's taxonomy places the organism in Eukaryota, Metazoa, Rotifera, Eurotatoria, Philodinida, Philodinidae. The record is from the annotation of a GenBank genome assembly.
AUGUCUUCUCAUUUUAUGAAAACAAUUAUUGGAAAUGAAUUUGAUAAAGUUAUAAAAGAGUUAGGCGUUGGUGAUAUUGUCAAAGAAGAAAAGAAAGAUAUUGGCAUUUCUAGUAAAGAUCUGCUUGCUGAUCAAAAGAGACAAGCAGUUAAGGAAAAAGAACGGAAAGAAAGACAAGCUAGAAGGAAAAAAGAACAUGAAGAAGCAAGACAGAAACUUCGUGAUAAAGUGAAUAGUGUGCAAAAUGUUGACAAUAAAUUCCUCGUCUAA